Messenger RNA from Thyridium curvatum, 672 nucleotides. RefSeq lists its product as uncharacterized. NCBI's taxonomy places the organism in Eukaryota, Fungi, Ascomycota, Sordariomycetes, Thyridiales, Thyridiaceae. Bases 1 to 672 code for a protein of 223 amino acids. The transcript is spliced from 2 exons. The record is from RefSeq and is a predicted model, not a curated record.
AUGCUCCCGAGACGACCGGUAUUAACAGAAACAAUAGAUACCUUUGACUCGCUGUAUGCCGAUGGCAAGGCCACAGGGACCUGGCUCGACGUUCGGAAGACCAUCAACUGGCAGAACAACGGGCCAGUGACUGACGUGAAGUCCAAGGACAUCCGGUGCUAUGAGCUCAGCCCCGGCAAGCCCAGCGAGACUUACAACGUGACGGCGGGCUCGACCAUCGGCUUCAACGCCAACCCAAACAUCUACCACCCCGGGCCGCUGUCGUUCUGGCUCGCCAGGGUCCCGGAUGGACAGAGCUUCUCUAGCUUUGACGGGGACGGAAACGUCUGGUUCAAGAUCUGGCAUGAGCAGCCGAAGUUCGGCCAGCAGCUCACUUGGACAAGUAAUGGCAUGAAGACUCCUUCGGUCACGCUCCCCAAGUCCCUUCCGAACGGGCAAUACCUCUUCCGUAUCGAGCAUAUCGGGCUGCACGUUGCCCAGAGUGUUGGAGGUGCUCAGUUCUAUAUUUCCUGUGCCCAGAUCAAUGUCAGCGGAGGUGGCAGUGGCACUCCUGGUCCUCUAGUUGCUCUGCCUGGUGCAUACAGUGCACAGGACCCAGGCAUUCUGAUCAACAUCAACUGGCCCAUUCCUACUUCUUAUAAGAACCCGGGCCCUGCACCUUGGACUGGUUGA